Osmerus eperlanus (European smelt) is the source of this 1155-nucleotide messenger RNA. It is a transcript of the gene psma6l, whose product is annotated as proteasome 20S subunit alpha 6, like. The transcript has 7 exons. NCBI's taxonomy places the organism in Eukaryota, Metazoa, Chordata, Actinopteri, Osmeriformes, Osmeridae. Bases 224 to 964 code for a protein of 246 amino acids. Gene Ontology annotation, biological process: ubiquitin-dependent protein catabolic process; proteasomal protein catabolic process. Gene Ontology annotation, cellular component: nucleus; cytosol; proteasome core complex. The record is from RefSeq and is a predicted model, not a curated record.
ACAGAAACAGAAAGUAAUUCACCGGGAAGUUUAUCAUACAACAGGCCUGCAGAAGUACUUACUCAUCGUCAGCCCUGCACAAUCUGAGAAGAAUCUAUCACACCAAUUUAUUGUUUCGAGAAAUAGCCAAGAAUUAAGUUUGUUGUCGAGAUAAAUCUACGGAUCACUUGUAAAUUCGUUUGAGGUCAUCAUCUCUUUCUGACAACCAGAAAAGACGACGACAAUGUCCCGUGGUUCUAACGCUGGGUUUGACCGACACAUUACGAUUUUUUCUCCGGACGGCCGUCUCUAUCAAGUCGAGUAUGCCUUCAAAGCCAUCGCCCAGGGUGGCCUGACCUCUGUGGGGAUUAGGGGAACAGACAGUGCUGUGGUGGUCACACAGAAGAAAGUACCAGAUAAACUGCUGGACUCGUCAACCCUAACCAACAUGUACAAGCUGACCCCACGAAUCGGCUGUGUGAUGACCGGACACAACCCGGACAGCCGUUCUCAGGUCCACAGAGGCAGGGUGGAAGCAGCUGAGUGGAAAUACAAGUUUGGCUAUGACAUCACGGCGGACAUGUUGUGUCGGAGGCUGGCGGACAUCUCCCAGGUGUACACCCAGAACGCCGAGAUGAGACCGCUAGGAUGCUGUAUGAUCCUAGUGUCCAUAGACCCGCAGCAGGGUCCAGUUCUGUUCAAGUGUGACCCUGCUGGCUACUUCUGUGGCUUCAAGGCCACCAGCGUGGGGGCCAAGCAGACGGAGGCCAACAGCUACCUGGAGAAGAAGCUGAAGAAGAAGCCUGACCUCACCCACGACAGGACUGUGGAGCUGGGGAUCUCCUGCCUGUCCUCCAUCUUGUCUAUGGACUUCAAGCCCAACGAGCUGGAAGUGGGAGUGGUCACCAGAGACAGCCCCAAUUUCAGGACACUGACAGAGGCUGAGAUUGACACCCACCUGGUGGCCCUAGCAGAGCGGGAGUAAGCAUGCAGUCACGUCACACCACAUUAGUCCCGGUCAGAAACUCAUGUUAGGUUGCACUUGAUUUUACUUUCCCAUUGAAACAAUGUAACCCUGCCCAUUUAGACAAAGGUGGACUUGUCUCACAUACACAUGGCCUCAUCCAUUGUGUGCCAAACACACUGCAUUUCCAUGAAUAAAACACUUUUAAUGAC